Olea europaea var. sylvestris is the source of this 1520-nucleotide messenger RNA. RefSeq names its product KH domain-containing protein At1g09660/At1g09670-like. Gene Ontology annotation, cellular component: nucleus. The record is from RefSeq and is a predicted model, not a curated record. Gene Ontology annotation, molecular function: mRNA binding. Gene Ontology annotation, biological process: regulation of mRNA splicing, via spliceosome. The coding region runs from base 185 to 1066 and encodes 293 amino acids. The transcript has 8 exons. NCBI's taxonomy places the organism in Eukaryota, Viridiplantae, Streptophyta, Magnoliopsida, Lamiales, Oleaceae.
GCUAUUUUGUUUUAUUGAGGUUUUUCCUUUCAUAAUCAUAUUUCCUUCUUUCCCCUCCAGGCUUCCACCACAACAAAAGAGUUCCCGUAAGGGCGGAGCUAAACUUGGAAUCUUCCUCCAUUUCUUCACAGUCCUUGCUCCUACCCACCCACCCACGCCAGUAUAUAUCGUGAUUACUGAGCGUAUGGAGAGUAGAAUCCCACCGGGAAGUUACUUCCAGUACUCUCCGUCUGGGGUUCAUGGUUCACUUCAAAGGUCUUCGUCUCUUACAGAUCGCGAAAGAUAUUUGGCAGAUUUACUGGCAGAGAGGAAAAAAUUAGCACCAUUCAUGCAGAUUCUCCCAGUUUGCAGCAGACUUCUAAAUCAAGAAAUCAUGCGAGUAUCAGGAUUGAUAUCUAAUAAGCUAAUAGAACUCGAAAGAAUGGGACAUGAUAAUCCGUAUAGGUCAUUGGGUCAACAGCCAAAUGGAGGACCAAUGAGUGUAAUGGCAUGGAAUGCCAUGCAAACUGAGGAAGAUAAGCUCCUUCAGAAAAUGGCUCCGUUUCAACCAUCUUCUCUAAACUGGAAUGCAGUACCUGGUACAAGAACCACUCCAGUUGUGAAGAAGGUUAUCCGACUGGAUGUUCCUGUGGAGAAAUACCCAAGCUAUAAUUUUGUUGGCCGAAUUUUGGGACCGCGUGGAAACUCUUUGAAAAGGGUUGAAGCUAUGACAGAAUGUAGAAUAUAUAUUAGGGGUCAGGGCUCAGUGAAGGAUACUCUUGAGGAAGAGAAACUAAAAGACAAACCUGGAUACGAGCACCUAAACGAACCACUACACAUCUUGGUGGAGGCCGAAUUUCCCGAGAACAUCAUAGAUGCCCGCUUGGAUCAUGCAGUAGCUGUACUUGAAAAACUCUUAAAACCUGUGGAUGAAUCCAUGGACGUUUACAAGAAGCAACAGCUGAGAGAGUUGGCUAUGCUAAAUGGUACUCUUCGGGAAGAAAGCCCUAGCAUGAGCCCGAGUAUGAGCCCAAGCAUGUCUCCUUUUAACAGCAAUUGCAUGAAACGAGCCAAAACAGGAUUGUAACACUGCACGAUAACUAAUGGCAUCUCUUGUGAUAUCGAAGUUGCUAGCUUGAAAUUAACAUUCCAAUGAUAUGCGUAAAAGUUGCUCUCGAUACGAAUUCAGCCAAAUUCGUUUGGGAUGGAUUAGAAUGACUCCGUGCUGUGCUUCUGCUCACGAUGGUGGGAACUGAGACAGAGAAUGCUUCAUUUCAAGUAGAUUGAAGAAAAUUUUGCUCUACUUAUGACAGUCUAUAUAUAUAUAUAUUAAUGCACCACUGCCUUAUUUAGAUUGUUAUAAGCGUUAUACAUUCGUUGCCGUAAUGUCAUUCUUGUGCUCCGUUACUACUGUCUUCAAUGGCUAAAUAGCCUACAACAUUUUAAGAUAUUUGAAGAUUUCUAUUUCCUGCGUUCAAUUCUGGCAGACUUCAUUCAGAAAACAUGUUUGAGUAAUGAUAUAUUUUGUUUUGACCUUUGAA